CAAAAAAGUAAAAAGAAAACACAUAAUUGUAUUGUAUCUGUUGAUGUCAUAAACCAUAUGAUCCACAAAUCCAUGAAAUGUACUCAAAUAAAAUACAAAAAUGACAGCUACCUAUAUUGUACAUAAGCAAGUAAUUUCUCCAUAGAGAGUCCACUCCCUAGUACUGUGCUUUAGUUUCUGAGCCACUUUGCAAUCAUUCACAUUCACUCUUCCCAAUCUCAUUCAUGGCUUCUUCAAAAUGGUCAUCAUCUUCAGGUUUCAGCUUCUCAGAAAACUGGCUUGUGAUGGUAGCCAUUACCCUCAUUUGUGGAAUUUUUUGUUACAUAAUCUAUGAUGCAAUAAUGGCUACUGCAUCAGAGUUGCUGCAACGUUUGCUGGUAAUUUCUCCACUGCUAUUAAUCAUCAUUGUUCAUUGGCUUUCCACUGGUAGCCAGUUAAACUUUCCCAUGCCAGGAUCUGAACCAGGUGCUAUCCAUAGAGCUGGUGGUUCUCCUUGGGGUGUUGCCUUUGUUCUUUUGUUGCUUUUCUUUCUUAUUUCCUACCAACCUUCUCUGCAUGACCUUAUUUCUUAGCAUAUGUGUGCUGCUAUGAUGUAUUCUACUGUAUGUUUGGAUUGUGGCGACUUUGGUAGAAUCGCGUGAUUUUGCUAAAUUCGUCGUGAAUCUAAACAUGCAUUAAGCUAAGCUUAGAAAAUGAAGUGCAUGUCACUAGACAUGAGAUGUAGGGGUUGUUGGAGUUAUAUUAUCAGCUUCUUGUACCUCAUAAUGAAGUUGUUUCUUACAAACUUUUAUGAAAUGAGAUCAUAAUCAGCUAGAUUUGGGCUGUGAA
This is a messenger RNA of Medicago truncatula (barrel medic), 828 nucleotides long. RefSeq lists its product as uncharacterized. Bases 225 to 572 code for a protein of 115 amino acids. Lineage: Eukaryota; Viridiplantae; Streptophyta; Magnoliopsida; Fabales; Fabaceae. The record is from RefSeq and is a predicted model, not a curated record. The transcript has a single exon.